Molecule: messenger RNA, 1678 nt
Organism: Corylus avellana
Lineage: Eukaryota; Viridiplantae; Streptophyta; Magnoliopsida; Fagales; Betulaceae
Product: lysine histidine transporter-like 8
Source: RefSeq, a predicted model, not a curated record
AUGGAUGAAGCUGUGGAAAGAAGCUCCACCCCAGUAACACCAAGCCCACCGAUUUCAGCCCCUCCGUCACAGUUUCACUCCCCAUCUUUGUCUCGAUCCCCGCUCCUGGCGGCCGAUGACCACCCACAAACCGAAAUCACAGGCAAAACCACCCCGAAAGCUUCUCGAACUCCACGGUUCAUUACUCCUUUGGGGAGCCCGAUCCGGCGGGCUCUCCACCUUACAAAGCUUGACCCUCAAGAUGCUUGGCUCCCAAUCACCGAGUCCAGAAACGGGAAUGCAUACUACGCUGCCUUUCACACCCUAUGUUCUGGGAUUGGGAUUCAAGCCCUUGUGCUUCCUGUUGCCUUCACUAUUCUAGGGUGGACAUGGGGAAUCAUAAGCUUGACUCUAGCAUUCAUAUGGCAACUUUACACCCUAUACUUGCUGGUGGAACUCCAUGAAUCAACUGAAACCGGCCUGCGCUACAGCAGAUAUAUGCAACUUUGUGGUGCAACUUUUGGUGACAAGCUUAUGAAGUUGUUAGCUGGAUUUCCAAUCCUUUACCUAUCAGCAGGCACAUGCGUGGCCCUGAUCAUCAUCGGAGGAUCGACGUCUAAGAUGUUCUUUCAGAUUGUGUGCGGGGCCACGUGCGCGGCAGAUCCGCCACUAACAACCGUAGAGUGGUACUUGGUGUUUACAUCAGCCGCAGUUCUUUUGUCUCAGCUGCCCAGCUUGAACUCCAUUGCUGGGGUGUCAUUGAUAGGUGCUAUCACGGCUAUCGGGUAUUGCACGCUAAUAUGGGUGCUGUCAGUGGCCAAGGGAAGGCUGCCCAAUGUGUCCUACAAUCCAGUGCAAGCAAAGACACAAAUUGCUCAGGUUUUUAGCGUCCUAAAUGCACUUGGAAUUGUUGCUUUUGCUUUCAGAGGCCACAAUCUUAUACUUGAGAUUCAGGCCACUAUGCCUUCAAGCGAAAAGCAUCCAUCACGAGUGCCAAUGUGGAAGGGUGUAAAACUUGCAUAUCUACUGAUAGCAAUGUGCUUAUUCCCCCUUUCAAUAGGAGGUUAUUGGGCAUACGGUCAAAUGAUACCAGAAAACGGGGGCAUGCUAACGGCCUUGUACUCGUUCCACGGGCAUGACACGUCGCAAUUUAUUAUAGGACUAACAAGCUUGUUCGUCAUAAUUAGUGCCGUGAGCUCGUUCCAAAUCUACGGCAUGCCAACGUUUGAUGUCAUGGAGUCCAUGUACACUAGGAGGAAGAAGCAGGCAUGCCCGUGGUGGCUCCGGGUAAUUUUCCGAGCAAAGUUUGGAUACAUCAUGUUCUUUGUGGCGGUGGCCCUGCCGUUCUUGGGAAGCCUGGCAGGUCUAAUCGGAGGGAUCGCGUUGCCAGUGACCUUAGCUUAUCCAUGUUUUAUGUGGCUCAAGAUUAAGAAGCCCAAGAUGUACAGCCUAAGAUGGUGGCUUAACUUGGGACUAGGGGUCCUUGGAAUGGCAUUAAGUGGGGUUGUGACAGCAGCUGGAGUGUAUGUUGUAAUUGAAACUGGUGUUAAGGUGAAUUUCUUCAAGCCUCAGUAAUAUUUGGCUGUAAGAAAUAAAAGCCUCGGUAAAAAAACAUCAUGUAUUUGUAACUGUAAUGCUUUUGCAACUGUUGAAAUAGCAUUAUUGGGCCGAUUUGGACCUGGGUUGUUCAUUACUCAAA